This is a messenger RNA of Protopolystoma xenopodis, 1285 nucleotides long. NCBI's taxonomy places the organism in Eukaryota, Metazoa, Platyhelminthes, Monogenea, Polystomatidea, Polystomatidae. The record is from the annotation of a GenBank genome assembly.
AGCACUUUUGAUCGCCAAGGUGACAGGACUGGCCAAUCCACGCCCAGGCCCGAGUAAAACCGACAAGAUUGAUGACAAAAGUUCGUCUUAUGCUACUCCGGUUCGGCUGAAUCGCCAUUUGGACACGUGGCUCGACCAGCUAGCCGAGGUCCUCGUGGCCUGUGGAACUCCGGGUUGCCUACAAGUGCUACUCUGGCGUCUUGACGGCCUCCUCGAAGAGCUAGGUCCUGAGGGCAUGGCAACAGACGACGUGAGUCAAUUGAGCCAAGACCAGAUCGCCGCAAGGUCUAUUCUGCUCGAAUGGCUGUUGCCGGCGUUCGGCGCUGUCUCCAGUCCACGGGUCGACUUCAUCCAGUCACUGAUCACCACUUGCAAGACGUUUGGAUCGGCUGAAUUGCGACACUCCUGUAUCAUGAGUCUGUCUGCCUUGGUCUCGAAGUUGGGACCGACCAGCACUGAGCAGUCGAGUGGGGCGAGUGAAGCAAGUCCCAGUCUACAAGAGCGAAUGGUGAAAUUGUUGACGCAUCUGCUCGACACCGAGACCGGCGCAUUGGCCGCUGAUGAAGAGGCCUCAACACGAAGGCAACGUCUGCUGGUCGGCAUAACGGCGGCUCGCUUACUCCGCGCCACCGAGCUCUGGCGGCCACUAUUUCGACUGGCCAGUCGCACUUCCAAAACCACUGCACCUCUCAAACCGGUACCAAUGGCCAUUCGAGCCCUCGCCAUACACGCAUUAGCCAGCCUCCGGCCACCCGAAGGCAUGGAGUUGACUGAGUUGCGUUCUCGACUCGCCGGACUCUUACUCAUCCGCCCCGGGAUCGCAAAUCAAGCCGUCACCAUGGCGACAUUAGCAGUUCUGUUAAGGCUCAACUCACCGUCCAGUUGGAUGGCUCAUUUGUACGGCCAACUGGCCAAGCAAGCGCGUUGGCGCGAGAUUGCCGCCUCGAGAGGGGAUCUUGACUACUGGUGCGGUCAACAGAUGAUGUCAAGUCGUGACUGUGACUGUCUCCGCUUUGGACGCCCCGUUUCCGACUGUCCGAUCGGUCUGGCCGCCGGAUGGUCAGGACUGGCGACCGGCAACCGAGAUUCCUCAGUUGGUCUUGGCUACGUGCUUCAUUCUGAGUUGGUGGACGCGAGGCCGACUUCCGCUGUCGACUACCUCUUCAGACUGGCCGAACCGCGCUCGGCAAGCGGCGGUGGCCUAGAGCUGGCCGGUCUCUCGGUGAACCUGAUUACGGAGGAGGGUGAACUUGGACUUAUCGGAGCAAGUUUAGUCGGCGAUCGA